CUCGCCUUUCAUCCCUGGAAAGCAGGUCCAAGACGCACGUCCUCCCGGAAGGCGGCGAGAGUGAAACCACCUGUCAGCUGCGGUCGAGGCUUUGUGGUGCCACCAUGAAGAAAGCUGAGGGAGUCAUCAUUCUCUGGUCGCUGCUAUUGUUCACGCCGCACGCAAAGGGAACAAGCUACAGCCUGCCAGGGAAGCCCACUCUAACCAACUGUCGGUCUCCUGAAAAAGAAACGUUCACCUGCUGGUGGGAGCCGGGAUCCGACGGUGGGCUUCCAACCACCUACCGCCUCUUCUACCGCAAAGAAAAUUCUGACACUGUGCACGAGUGUCCCGAUUACCGCACGGGCGGGAAGAACUCCUGCUUCUUCAACAAGAACGACACGUCCAUUUGGGUCAACUACAACAUCACUGUUGUGGCCACCAACGCUCGGGGAAGAACCUUUUCCGACCCGGUCGACAUCGAUGUUGUGUACAUAGUCAAGCCCAACCCUCCAGAGAAGGUGACGGUGAAUACUACUUGGGACAAAAGCUUGCCCUACCUCCGGGUGUCCUGGGAGCCCCCACACAAAGCUGACACCCGCUCUGGUUGGAUCACUCUCAUCUAUGAGCUCCGAAUCAAGAUGGAGGGUGACGAUGAAUGGGAGGAACACCCAGCAGGCCAACAGAGAGUUUUCAAUAUUUACAGCCUCCGCUCAGGUGGAACUUACCUGGUUCAGGUGCGCUGUAGGCCAGAUCACGGCUUCUGGAGCGAAUGGAGUGACUCAGCCUGCAUCGAAGUGCCCGACUACUUCCAUCAAGAAAAGUCCAUGUGGAUCCUCAUCUUGAUUUUUUCUGUUUUCAUCUUAAUCAUCCUCAUCUGGGUCAUACACAUGAACAGCCACACCCUGAAGCGAUUCAUUCUGCCCCCGGUCCCUGGACCUAAAAUCAAAGGAUUUGAUAAACAGCUCCUCAAGAACGGGAAGUCCAGGGACGUCUUCAGCUCUCUAGUAGGGUCUGAUUUCCCUCCAACCACAACUAACUAUGAGGACUUGCUCGUGGAGUACUUAGAGGUGUAUGUUCCAGAGGAGCAAGAGCUGAUGCCGGAGGAAAGCAAAGUUCCACACAAAAGCAGCUAUCAAUCCGAGACUUCCACUUCCGACUGCGACUCCGGCCGGGGCAGCUGCGACAGCCACACCCUGCUCGUGGAUAAGAGCGAAGAAGACAAAACCAUGGGACAGCAGUCAACUCAGCAGGGCGGUCAAACAGAGAGAGAUUUAAAAAGGCCGGAGGAGUCCUCGGAGGAAAAAUACCUGACAUAUUCUCACCAACUGGACCAACCAGACUCACCUGACUGCCUGUUCCCCCCAGGCCCUUUAUCCUCUCACUUUUCUCCUCCUGGCCACAAACCGGUCCUCGGAUCAAACUAUCAGGAGUUUAGCUUUGGCAACACUCAACCUCAUGCUCUCCAUCACCAGACAGGGACCCAUCAAUACCUCCAGGAUUACAGUGAUAUCAAUAAUGCCAAUAAAGAAGCCCCUGCUGGCUUCCGGUUAGCCUCAGUUCGGUCCACUGAGUACGUUGAAGUCCAGAGAGUCAAAAAUGAUAACAUGGUGCUACUCCACCCUGUGUCUUCAGAUCCAGAACAGGGCGGUCCUGAAAGGCGCCACACGGAGGACUACAGCAAGGUGAAAGGGGUGAAUAAUGACAACGGGCUGCUGCUGCUCCAGAGAAAGGGUUCUGAUAAAGAGAUGGACAUUUGCUCUUAUGAGGACCAACAGAUGAGCGAACCGGUCGACAGCGGCUACACGGCUUCCAUCGCCGCCGCCCUACAGAAAACUCCAGCCUACGUUCACCCUGCCACACAAAUCCUGGACGAAAGGGCAGCCGGCGGUUACGUGGACACCUCUAUAUUCCCUCUGCCCACUUACUAAAUGCUGCAGAAGCUCAAGCAGCAGCUGGAGGACACUGCUAGAGGCGUGCUUUAGGCAUGGGGACUGAAACAAAAAUCAGGAAUUAAAAAAACAAACACUGUUGGUUGCAAAGAUGAUACUUUGCCAUCACUCAAUUUGCAUUUUGUUUUUCAUUUUCUUCUGAGGUAACACUCCAAUUUUGAAUUACCAAAGCGAUUUGUUUGAAAGAUUGGACUCUUCAUUCAGCUUCAGAAAGAAUGAAAAUGAUUCUAGAAUUUAUGUGGUACUACUACACCUUUCUGUUUUGAUCACUCUUUACCUCUUUUUUAAAAAGCUGCUUGUUGCAUCCUGUUUAUGUACAGACAGAUGGCAAAUUAAAAGAGAAAAACCCCAAACUUUGACCCAUUGAGGAGAUUUAUGGCCUUACCAGGUUUUAUGAGUUCAUAUCUCCCCUUUGAGGGAAGGGUCUCUGCAAAUCAAUGCAAUGUUGUUCCUAGUGAUUAUGUCUGUUGUGCAAUGAGCCAUUUACAUGCUGAUGAGACAUCGCAGUUGAACACCAAUGGGGGGAAAAUGGUUAGAAAGUUCCUGUAAGAAAAUUAUUAAAACACUAAAUGUCUUUUAAAUGAUUUAAAACACUUAUUUUUUUUAUCUUGCCAGUAGAGUUUUGAAAGUGAAACUCUUUUUAAGAUGUUGGUUUAUAUAUGUAUUUUAAUGUAUGUCUGUUUGAAAAAGUUUAACGUGAUAUUAAAAAACACGAAUGUAUAGCUCUAUUUUUCACCCAGAGAAGAUUUUUAUGUAAAAAAAAAAAAAGGAUUUUAAGAAAAACAUUGUUUCUACAGAUAUAUUUAGCUUUUGAUGGAAAAAUAGCGUCACACAUCUGGGACGUCCCUGUUCAACACUGUGCUGUUUUGUUCGUGCAUCUGUAUGUGUAAAACUACAUGAGGUGAAAAUAUGUUGCGAUGAUGUUUUGAAGCAGCCCUUUUUGAAUGCUUGCAGUAAAAAUCGUGUUUAUAAUAAAUUCACAAAAUGCUGUAA
Austrofundulus limnaeus is the source of this 2924-nucleotide messenger RNA. RefSeq names its product prolactin receptor a (gene prlra). The record is from RefSeq and is a predicted model, not a curated record. The transcript has 9 exons. Lineage: Eukaryota; Metazoa; Chordata; Actinopteri; Cyprinodontiformes; Rivulidae. Gene Ontology annotation, molecular function: cytokine receptor activity; protein binding. Gene Ontology annotation, biological process: cytokine-mediated signaling pathway. Gene Ontology annotation, cellular component: external side of plasma membrane; membrane. Bases 105 to 1910 code for a protein of 601 amino acids.